GACAAUCGAGAGGUUUUCAAGAAAAUAAAAUAGGCUCCUAUAUGUCUUUCUAGCCCCGAAUACUUCUAACCGAUAAAAAAUUACAUUCGUUUUUAAGUUGGGCCUCUUUUGGCCCGUCUGUCUUUCUGUCGGGUCGGGUCUUCUCUGCACCAAAUUGGUAAACUUGAGUUUGGUUUGUUUUUGUGGGUCUUUGGAUUGAAGAAGAGCUCUGCAUGUAGACACUUUGAAGUGAAUUUUUUGAUUAUUGAAAAUGGAUGGAUCAUACAUUUGGAUUAUUGUUUUUGGAUUAAAGAACAUGUACUUUUCUAUUUACUUGUUUACAAAUUAGCAUAUUAUAAAUUUCACCGAAAAUUAAAAAAAAAAAAAAAAACUGUUUUCAAUUUUAGGCUGAAACUUAUUUUACCUUUAAACUUUAAAGCGACUAAAAAAGUCAACAAAUGGGAAGGUUUUGACCUCAAAUUAUGUUGAUGGUUCCUAAAUUUUAUUUCACAAAUAGUUUCUCCAAUGACCGUACAUUAAUGACAUUACCUUCGCCAAACCAUGUAUCUUAAACCAACAAAUGCCUACGUCAUCAUCUUUCUCCCCUCACACCACCAACACCCACAUCCAAAAUAUCAUCAAAAUUUAAAUAGGCCGGAAUUUUUUUAUCUCCGGCCAAGUUUCCGACCAAUCUGGCCUUUGGGAAAUGUCGACAACCCCCACGAAUGCCCCACCGCCUACAAUACCAUACACAUCUCCUCCUAUUACAGUCAUCCUAACCAUUAUUCUCCUCCUCUUUUUCUUCAUAGGUUUUUUCUCUAUAUACUUCUGUAGGUGCUUCAUGCAAAACCUAUUUUACACGUGGCAUCGCCAGAGUCCCUCCAGGGCCCCUAGGGUCCCUGGAACGGACAGUGCUGCCCCUGGACUUGACCCUUCCAUCAUAAAAACUUUCCCAACGUUUCAAUAUUCGAGUGUCAAAGAAUAUCGACGUGAGAAUUAUGGAUUAGAAUGCGCGAUAUGUUUAUGUGAGUUCAAGGAUGAAAACGUGCUCAGGCUUCUAACCAAAUGUUGUCAUGUAUUCCAUCAAGAAUGCAUCGACCUGUGGCUCGGGUCACAUAAAUCCUGCCCAUGUUGCCGGUCUAGUCUCGACACGCCUAUCAACUCGCCGGAAAAAUCUCCGGUUUCACUGGAUAGUGGACGUGGUAUGAAUGAGGUUCGAGAAAAUGGUUCGAAUGGUGAUUCUGUUAGUAUCGAUAUUAGAGAUACCAAUGAGAUCAAUGAUGAAAGCAAGAUGGAGAAGCAUGUGGUUAUUAAAGUUAAUGAGGAUAGAGAAGGAGAACGAAUACAGAAGACAACAACAGAAGGGUUCGGGAGGUCCAAGUCCACCGGGCAUUCAAUUGUUAAAAAAAACAAUGGAUGUGAAAAUGAUGAAAGAUUUACGUUAAGAUUGCCUCAAGAUGUGCAAGCUAAACUUAUUCCGAGGCAUAAUUGGACAAGAAGUUGUACAGAAUUUGGUGAAUACAAAAGCAAAACUUCGUCUAGCAAUGCUGGUUUCGGAGAGGUAACUCUAGAUAGAGAUGAACGCAAGGCCUAGGAUAGGAUACCAGAUACCAAUUACCAAACCAACAUGUAUCGGUAAUUUUUUUGGUUUUAGAAUUCGUUAGAUUGUAUAUUACUAUGCGAGAGCAACUUCAUAUGUUUAACAUUGUAAAUUUGGUAGGAAAGUAUGUAUAUUUAGAUGAGAUGAUCCUUCUAUAUGUAAACACUUUUAGAUUAUAUCAAAGAAUUCAAAUCAUUUUUACAUGUACAAAUAGACAAAUACUUCG
This is a messenger RNA of Lactuca sativa (garden lettuce), 1805 nucleotides long. Its product is annotated as RING-H2 finger protein ATL30. The record is from RefSeq and is a predicted model, not a curated record. NCBI's taxonomy places the organism in Eukaryota, Viridiplantae, Streptophyta, Magnoliopsida, Asterales, Asteraceae.